AUGAAGUUCUCUUCUGUCAGUGCUGUGGCCGCCUUCUUGGCCGUCCAGCAAGUCUCUGCUUCCUGGGAUACCGAAAGUUGUUUCCCUAGCCCAAGCAAUUGUGACAACAAAUGUACUAGCACUCAGAACGGUGGCUGGGACUGGUCCUGGUUGAGCCCUGGCCAAUCCCUCCAGAACUACGAUGGAUUCGGAUUCUCUGGCUUCUCUUGUUCUGAGCGCAGCAGCGGAAAGGGCAAGCGUACUUCUGAUAAAUGCAUCUCCGGUUCCAUCUCCAAGUCCGGCAAGGGAUCAUCUCCCUCGAUUAGCUGCGACGGUGACGUUGAUGCCUUCUCCAUUACUCAUUUCAGCGUCUACACCGAUAAGGAUACCGAUGUUAACUUCAACUUUGGCAUGCCUGACGGAAGCAAGUGUUCGUUCACACACAAGUGUGGAUCUGAGGGUACCGAUGUCUCUAACGACCAGUGUGGUGGUGCUACCUCUGUUAGCUGGACUAUCCCCGACCACAGCGACGUUGACGACUGUGGAUUCGGAAUAUACUCUAUUGGAUUCGACUGCAGCCCCAGCACUGGUGGUCACACCACCACUAGCUCUCGUGGCUCUCAUUCUACUGUCCCUGUCUCAGUCCCAGUCGUCUCCGUACCUACCACCACUCCUGUCUCUAUUCCAGUGACUGUUCCUGGAGUCUCGACCGAGGCCGCACCUACCACUGCCCCUGCUGGUCCUUCUACUACUCCUUGUACCACUACUCCUGGUGCCACUGGUGUUCCUGGAACCACUGCUCCUGGCACCUCUGUUCCUGCCUCCACUCCUGGAUCUUCUGCUCCUGGCACUACUGCUCCUAGCACCUCCAUUCCUGCCUCUAUUCCUGGAUCUUCUGCUCCUGGCACCUCCGUUCCUGCCUCCACUCCUGGAGCUUCUGCUCCUGGAUCGUCUGCUCCUGGCACCUCAGUCGCUCCUGGAACUUCUGCUGCCCCCACUUCCGUUGUUCCCGGAACCUCUGUCGUUGGCCAGUCCAGCCCAGCCGUUUCCUCCCCCGGAGCUGUUUCCACUGCCCCGGUCCAGAGCUUCAGCACUUCCACCGUUUAUACAACCACCGAAGUCACCAUCACCAGCUGCGCUCCCACCGUCACCAACUGCCCUGCUGAGUCCAAGACUGUCGUCACCCAGACCAUCGCCGUCUCCACCACCAUCUGCCCCGUCACUGCUACCGAGACCGGCGUCCCCGGAGCCGCCAGUACCGCACCCGCAGGCGCUGCUAGCAGCACCUCCCCUGCCGGUACCAGCCCUACGUCCAGCCCUGCCCCCGGCUCCGACUCCUGCCCCAGUGUCGUCCCCAAGUGUAUCAAUACCUGGCUCCCAUCCACCUGCACUGAUAACACCGACGUGUCCUGCUACUGCCCUUCAUCCAACGCCACUUCCGCCAUCAUCUCCUGUAUCCAGGCCUGGAGCAGCGACUCUGAUGAGCUCUCCACCGCUUUGUCCUACUUCACCGGUAUCUGCAGUGGCUACAUUCCCGGUAACCCAGGAAUUGUCACCGCUGUCCCCACCACCAUCACCUUGGGUCCUACUCCUGCACCCUCUGGAACUGCUGCUGCUACUUCUGUGCCAUGCACCACCAUCACCUACUCCUCUAGCACAUGGACUGUUCCUCAAGUCGCUUUCACGACUGCCACUGCCACCGGUGUCGGUGCCACCCCUACUGUCGGUCUUGUGGGUGUGACUUCUGUCCCUGCUCCCGCAAACACCCAACCCGUCGCCGCUGUCACCACCUUGGCAACCAAGACCAGUGCCGUCCCUGGUGUCGCCGGCGCCACAGGAUCCAAGACUCCUACCGCCUCUUCGACACUCAAACCAUUCACCGGUGCCGCCGUCCCAGGCGCCAUUGUCUCACGACAGGGUAUGCUCUUGACCGGUGCCAUGGGAAUGUUGACCUUGUUCUUGUAA
Messenger RNA from Talaromyces amestolkiae, 1944 nucleotides. RefSeq lists its product as uncharacterized. The transcript has 3 exons. The record is from RefSeq and is a predicted model, not a curated record. Bases 1 to 1944 code for a protein of 647 amino acids. Lineage: Eukaryota; Fungi; Ascomycota; Eurotiomycetes; Eurotiales; Trichocomaceae.